Ixodes scapularis (black-legged tick) is the source of this 785-nucleotide messenger RNA. Its product is annotated as EKC/KEOPS complex subunit TPRKB. Gene Ontology annotation, biological process: tRNA threonylcarbamoyladenosine modification; telomere maintenance via recombination. The transcript has a single exon. Lineage: Eukaryota; Metazoa; Arthropoda; Arachnida; Ixodida; Ixodidae. The record is from RefSeq and is a predicted model, not a curated record. The coding region runs from base 132 to 653 and encodes 173 amino acids. Gene Ontology annotation, cellular component: cytosol; nucleus; EKC/KEOPS complex.
AGCAGCAGCAUCCGUAUCCAUAGCCGUUCCUCCGCGACAUGGACUGAGAGCACGGCAUGUUCUCAACAUUUAUAAGUUUACAGGUAUCCUAGCUCCGGAACCUGCUUCCCUUCAUACUUUUCGCGUGAACGAUGGAGCACGACGUCCUCGACCGUUCCGGCAGCAAGCUGGCGUCCAUCCUGCUCUUCGCCGACGUCCAAAACAGCGCCCAACUCACGCAAAUGGCCGUCGACGGAGCCAUCUCGGCCUGCGUCGUUCGCGCUUCCCUGAUCGUCGACCUUUUCCAGCUGCAAUGCGCCGUGCAGAAGGCUCUAGCGAACCGACGCAACGGCACCAUGAAGACCAGGUCCAUCCUCUCCGAAAUCCUUUACCAGUUGGCGCCCACCAAGAACAUCAGCGACUCCCUGAAGCAACUCGGCGCCCACGAGAACGACACCUCAGUCGUCGUUGUGUUGGUCGACGACCCCGAUGACAAACAUUGCGCCAAACUUCUAGAGUCCGCGCGUGGCGAACGGGCGCCCCUGGAAAAACUCUCCGCGCUGAGUGACCCGCAGGCUUUGAGGAAACUCUUCAAGAUCACCGAUAAAGAACUGGCCGUCGGGUCGCUAUUGGACGCCGUGGUCACGCGAAUGGCUGUCAAAGACACUAUAUGACCACUACGUGUUCGUCGAUCGUGUUUAUUUUUCGACAUCGCGUGCGAACAAAAACGAGAAAAAGUGGCACGCUUGACGAUUUUGUUCCACUUUGAAACUCGCGCUCUUGCAUAAUAGAUCAGAUCUACGUCA